This is a messenger RNA of Ceratosolen solmsi marchali, 732 nucleotides long. It is a transcript of the gene TpnC25D, whose product is annotated as Troponin C at 25D. The record is from RefSeq and is a predicted model, not a curated record. The transcript is spliced from 3 exons. Gene Ontology annotation, molecular function: calcium ion binding. Bases 131 to 583 code for a protein of 150 amino acids. NCBI's taxonomy places the organism in Eukaryota, Metazoa, Arthropoda, Insecta, Hymenoptera, Agaonidae. Gene Ontology annotation, cellular component: myosin II complex.
GACUAUUUUCGCCCAUAAUUCGCGCCUCGUGCCUCUUUCUAGCUGCUUUGGCCCGCGCGUCUUUAUACGGGAGGGCAGAAGCCACAGCACCUCAGGUGUCCACCGUCCGCCGUGCGAAUUAUCACUCGAAAUGGAGGAGGACGAGCAGAAGAUGGCGGUGAUGCGCAAGGCAUUCCAGAUGUUUGACACGAGCAAGAGCGGCUUCAUCGACACAAUCAAGAUCUCGACGAUUCUGAACACCAUGGGCCAGCUGUUCGACGAUUCCGAGCUGAACGCCAUCAUCGAGGAGAACGACUCGGACGGGACGGGCAAGGUCAAUUUCGAUGGCUUCUGCCGGAUCGCGGGUCGUUUCCUCGAGGAGGAAGACUCCGAGGCAAUGCAAGAGGAGCUCAAGGAGGCCUUUAGAUUGUACGACAGGGAGGGCAAUGGAUACAUCACCACGGCAACCCUCAAGGAGAUCCUCGCGGCCCUCGAUGAUAAGCUCACCAAUACCGACCUCGAUGGCAUCAUCGCCGAGAUCGACACAGACGGCUCCGGCACCGUGGACUUUGACGAAUUCAUGGAGAUGAUGACUGGAGAAUAAAUGGACCUAAAUCGUUGAAUAAUCAUUGAAAUGGAUCAUUGUCCGUCUUGGAGGAGAAGCAAGCAAUUAUCGAUGAAAUUCUACUAUUAUCACGGCUUAUCACAAUCAACGUCAAUUUAUUAAAAUGCUAAGGGACUCUCGAUUAUCAU